Molecule: messenger RNA, 5285 nt
Organism: Caenorhabditis auriculariae
Lineage: Eukaryota; Metazoa; Nematoda; Chromadorea; Rhabditida; Rhabditidae
Source: the annotation of a GenBank genome assembly
AUGUUUACCGCUUAUACCGAAGGCGCGGACGGUAGACAACAGGGCGGGACGAGCGACUUCCAAGGUGACUUCAAAAAUGGUAUUUCCGAACAAAUGGAUUCUUGCAUUUGGUGAUUUUUAGAAGUAGAAGAAGGAGAAGAUUACGAUGAUGAGGAGGACGAGUUCGUCAGAGACGGCAGCGGCAAAAUUCUGAGAAAAUGGCAGCAGAAAAAACAGCGUCAAAAUGAAAUGUUCCGGGAUGUAAGGCUUCACACUUGGAAAACUUGAACUUGAUUGAAAAAAAAUUGUUUUUGAAGGUUCUUAGAUAUUUUGUGAUCAAGUUUGUUAGAAGUUCUUCUAGCAAGCACAGAAGUAUCUAAGCGAUUAGUCGGUUCUUAAGUUUCUUUCCAAAAAGAAACUUUGAAAUUACGCCAGGAAAAUUCCAACGGUUUUGUACAGUACUAAUUCUGAGUAUUUAUACAGUUACUGUGGAAAAAAAAAGCAUAGUUAUAGAUACAAAAACACCCAUGAAUAACAUGAAUUCAAAGAAAUUUAACUUUAAGAGAGACAGAAGAGCACAUGAAGCGAGGAGGGAGGAAGUCGUGAAAGAAGCUCUUUAUUACAGUGCAAUCACGCUCGAGGAUUCUGAGGAGGAGGAACAUCAUGGCAUGGUAAUUUUUUUUUAAAGUUAAUUAAGGCUGAACACAUCGCGGAAACGCGGUUUUCUUAAAAAGGAUCAAAAGCGACUUGCGCACGGCAGCAUUCGGUAUUGAGUAAAGAGAGAGAGAAUUGCGUGAAGGCACCGGGCGGAAAAAGAAAAAAAAAAUCGGGAUUUAAGAUUUAAUAACUGCCUUGUCGAUUUUCUCCUUACCUAUCGAACGGACUAAUUUGAAAAAGCAGAGAUAUUGGUCAUUUAAUUUCAAAUUCUGCUCGAAUCGGUGCACAGAAAAACGCUUAAAGUUGCCAUUUUGACGGGAAUUUCAUUACGGAAAACUCUUUUUUUCCAGUCUAACCGCGAAUUCACAAAGUUUCACUACCUUAAUACCCAUUUUUUUUUCUUCCUAUGUGCCUUUAAGGUCGGGUGCAGUUGUGAGCAGAGUACAAAAAAAUAAAACUUAUUUUCAACACACAGGGCGACGUUUCCAGCUAUCACAUAGUCUUGAAAUAUCAAAUAUUGUAGACAACUAAUUUUCUAGUGUUUUAUUCGUUCUUUUAAGUUAAAAAGAAAAAAACUUUUCAGAGAAAAAAAUAGCCAUGAUUUACGCUAUCUGUUUAAGAAACAAAAGUUAGAAUUUUUUUAAAAAAAGAAACUCAAAAACUUUUCAAAACAAUUUACUUUUUUUAAAGAAGGGCUUGCCUGAACAUUUGUGCGUCGAUGAAGAGGAAACGUACUUGCUGAAAAAAACAAAAUGAAGCCAAGGUAAGCUCAUUUCGAAAAAAAUUUAGGAUAAGGAAUCCUUCAUAAUUCAGUUGUAAGUUAUUUUCGAAAUCUGAACGAUAUUUGAUCUUUUCGCUUUAGAAUAAUUUGAUCUUUUUUUAAAAUUAAAUGAAGUUGUUUAACCAAUAUCUCAUUACAAUAACAUAUUUUUCACAUUAAUACGCUUUUUUGUAAACUAACUCACUCAUCAUUCUAGGAUUAUUUUUUGUGAUUCAUCAAGACAUCUUCAAACAAAAAUGAUCGAAAAAUUUACCAUUAUUUGAAGGCCAGAUACUCGAUCCUCAGCCUACAAAUCAUUCCCUGACGUCAAAAAGGAAUUGAAAACCGAAAUAGACGACGACAUCGAUGACUUCCCUCCAAAGAAGCGCAAGGAGAAAAGAAAGCGGAAGAGGUCAAGGUCGAGGUCGAGGUCAAGGUCGAGAAGAAAGCGCAGCUCGAGAUCACCAUCAAGAAGGCGAAAACCUUCUGGCAGUCCUCAGCCAGGAAGUUCAAAGAACCGUCCACAACAAUUGGUAGAUCACUUUUUUUUUCCUUAUUUAAAUUGUAGAUCGAAGUGAACUCAUUGGGGUUCACACUGAUCUGUGAAUAAAUUAUUAUUAAAUGAUCAAUCGGCGAAUUCCCAUGACUUUAUUGGAAUGGCUCAAGGCGUCGCGGUCGCGCUGGGUUCUGCCGAUUGUAAAGGAGGGACUGAAUCUAUAGCCAAAAAAUAAAAAAUAAAUAAAAGCUUCAUUAAUAUUUCUUUAAUCUUUGCCAAAAGCUUGUCCAAGGCUCUCUUUUUUCCUGUCUCAAGAAAUGAUUUUUCGGUUCUCUCACUUUUUCUUCGCGUAAUGAUGUCAUCGAAAACCCCCGAAAGCUUCACUAAAGGCUUUUUGUAUAGAAACGUUUUUGAAAUUCUUUUCAAACUGCCUUUGCUUCUUCUCGGGCCACAUGACGCCGAAAAAUUGUACGAGGCAACCGCGACGCGCAAUGAGCCAUUGCCGGACUUUCUGAACUAAAGAGAAUGAAGUUCAUAACGCAAUCGACAAAGAAAAAUUUUGAAAAUUGCUUUUGUUAGACUUUACGGAAAUGGAUUGAUUUUGAAAUGGUUUUUGUUUCCAAUUACGUUAAGCAUCUGAAAAAUCAGCGCAAGGAAUUAAAUUAAGCGUUUCAAAUGUAUUUAUUGUCCCUAGGGCUUCAUUUGAACAUUCACUUAACUUUUCUGAGGUCUUGAAUUAAAUUUUUUCCGUUCCUUUGAAUUUCAUCAAGUCCCCCUUAUGAAGUUAAUUAAUCUUUUCAGCAGCAGCCCUCCAAAAAUUCUUGGAAUUUGUUGAAAACAUCGACUUAUCGCGAAAUCGAUCAAAACUUGUCGAAACUCAUCGCGGGGCUCUUGGGUAAGUUUUUUUUUGAUGGACUUCUUGAAAAAAGUAAUUUUAGUUUACGAAAGAAGCCGGGAACGAGAAGCUGAAAUUUUCGAUUCGGUGGGCCGUCAGGCGGCGAAAUUUCGGAUAGCGAUGCGGUUUAUCGAUAACGGCAGUCAGAAACUGUUCAAUGUUAGUUUCAAAAAAACAAAAAAUUUUUGUUCAGGAAGAAAUGUUCAAAUUCGGUUAGAUUUUCUCACAAUCAACAAGAUUUUUUUUCAAAAGUUAAAAAAAUUGGUAAAUUAGUUUUGAAAGUCAAUCAUCAACUUAGAGUGGUCUAUGGUUAAGGGAAAAAACGGCCCUAUAGGGGACGAAAAAGUUGUCUCUACAGAGGUAAAGUUUAAAUGGUCUCUUUAGGGUUUUAAAGUUUGACCCCUUAGGCCCUAAAGGUUUAUGAGCCCUUCUAGGGGUUUGUAAAGUGGCUGGACCACUGAAAAGUUCCUAAGUCUGUUUUUCGCGACUUGAAACUGCUCUUUUUCUUUGCGCCCUCCUCGUCUCUCGGCGGCCCUCUCACGUUGAAGUGCUAUUUUUUAUGUUUCUCUGAUCCUGCCGGUGAGUGAACAGAGAGAAGCAGACACUCGAGAACUUUCAAGUCGUGCCGACGAGUUAAUUUUUCAAAGACAAUCUUCAGAUCUUCUACCCCAGCCUCGGCGCGAAGCUGGAACGAGAAACACGGUCGUUCCAUCAGAAGCUCGCCGUCGCCAAUAAGCAUCAGCCGCGCGAGACGCAGUUCAGACGAUGCGAAUUCGACUGGAACGGCGAAUUCAUCAUCCCGUUGUCGGAUAAACCCUACGACAAAUACGACUUAUGGGUUGGUACAAUGAAAAAUGGGGGAAACUUUUCUUUAAAAAUAAGUUUCAUGUAUUUCAAUAACCAUUCAAAGCCCUGCCUGAGCUUCCAUUCUUCCAUAAAUUAGCGUCGUUUCUAUUUUAUUUUUUUUUCAUCGCUCCAAGUGCGACCUGGGUUUCUCAAAGUUGUGACCUCCGAUUCUCUCAUUUUUUUUUCUUAUUCUAUUUUGAGCCAUUCCAAAUGCGACCGGGUGUGUUACAGCUUGAUACCUCUGUUCCUAUACGUUUUCUAUCAAACCCCUAUUUUUUUUUUUUUAUUUUGCAAUUUCAGUUCGACGAUAGAUUUGUUGAAAAAUGUAUGGUUAACAUUUUAAAAAGUUAUAAAGCAUAUAUAAAAAUUUCUAGGUACUUAAGUUGAGACUAACUGGGUUAACUUUUAUUCCAGUUGGAAGAAGGAGAGCGUCGAAAAGAAGCGGAGGCGAAAAUCGAGCAAUGUGGUGCUUUGGUAAGAAAAAUUUUUUUCUUCAUGACUAGCUCAAUUUAAAAAAAGACCUGAAAUAUUGGCAAUCUCCGAAAAUAAGAACUUUUAUCUUUUUAAAAGUUCUCAAAAAAUGGAAAUUCUCACGAUUUUAAUUUUUUUGAAGGGCGUCGAUGUGAAAUCUCUGACGGACUUGCAAGUCCGAAACCAAUUGCUCAACUCGCAGUUGAACAAGCAGCCGAAAAAUAUCGAACUGUGGUUGGAUUUCAUCAAACUUCAGGUUUACCUUGUUUUGGUUUUCAAAAUAGCUCGAAAAGUUUUUUUCAGGAUGAAAUUUACCUGUCACAAAAGGAGUCCGGAGCGAUGGAUAAUGCGAAGAGAAUGUUGAGGGAAAGAAAGGUGAGAAAAAAUUUUAUGUGAAAGAGCUAAAUAAAAUUAUCCAUGGAGCAAAUAUGAAGUUGUAAUAUUAGCCUCGGUUCAUUUUAAUAAGAGUUUUGCCAAUGCUGAGAAUAUUGAAGAAGGCUCCAGGAUUUCGAAACUUAUUGAUUUUAAAAAAAGUUCAAAGGAAAAUCAUUCAGAGAAGAUGUUUGCUCCAAAAAUGAACAUGUUCAUAUUAAGAUAAUUACUCGGAUAUUGGUAACGCGAAUCGUCGGGGAAUUCUUAGUGGCCACUUUAGUAGCGUCAGAACUCUUAAGUGAUCCCUAGACUUGCUCAGAAACGUCCGGUUUUCUUUACCUGUUGUUCGAGUAUGUGUACAGAUUCUCGUGAGAGAUCAAUAGCAGCAUGAAGAGGAACCAGUGAAACGAGCGUGUUUUCCUUCUUCUGAUUUCUCUCUCUUUCUUUUUUGUUCCAUCUUAUAAUUUUCGCCCAAUAAUGGAUAUUUGCCAGGAUGCGAUUCUUGUCGACGCGAUCGCCAAGAAUCCCAGAGUUUCGCUCUUCCAACGGAUGUACAUUGAAAAUAUGAUCGCCGAUCCAAUGACUGUCUACAAAAAGUAUGAAGACGUUAGUCUCCAUAAUUUUGAAACAGAAGAAUAUUAUGACGAUUCAGCUCUUGCACAAAUUCCCGCAUGAAAUCCACAUCUGGGAGAAAUACCUCGACUAUGUUCAGCACAAUAAUUCGUUGUAUGGACGCGAGCAAAUGGUAAAAAAAGAUGGAAUUCUUAAAAAAAUUUGAAAAAUAAUUUUUUUAGGACAAGGCUUUUUAA